AGAAGAAGCAAAUAGUCCAGUUGUUGGGUUACGUUUAUCUUUGGCUCGUAAAGAAAACGUUAAAAAAGUGUAAUAUUCAACGAAUUUUCUGUCGAAAAUUCUAGAAAACCAUAAUUGUGUAUACACCGGUGCUAAAGUCGAUAAGUGAAACCGUUGAUUUUUGUGCAAAAUAACAUAAAUUUGCAUUUAAAAAUUUUGCGCGUUCAGCGUGGCGUGUGUAUGUAUAUAUGUGUGCGUAAUAUACCUGCUAGUUGCUUUAUAUCGCUGUCCCAGUGCGAAAGGAGAGCAGAAGAGAGAACUCGCUACUUUAAAGCAAAGCGUUGCAACUGAACGAAAACAUUGCAAAAUACAAUUCAUUGUAUUUUGUAAGCAAUAUUAAUACUAAUACCAACGUCAAAAUGUCUGACGAGACCAGCAUACAAAAACCGGAAGGAGAGACGGUUACCGAAACCAAAUCCAACAUCGAUGAAGAUGCAACAAUUCAGCCGGCAGUGGAUGAGAAGAAGACACCCAAACGUACGCCAAAGCGACGCUCAUUCAUUGAGCGCGCUCAACGCGAGAGUGAGGAGUUGGUGCGGACAAUGGGCGGCACCUUAGAGCUGGAGGGUGGACGGCGUACUCGAUCCAGUACACGUGGUACUCCGACAAGAAGCGCUGAUACCGUUACACCGCCUCCAAGUAAAAAGGCUCGCACAUCGCCAGCGAUCGCUAAGAGCGGAGGACGGGGACGAGGUGCUCGAAAGCUGGAUGUUGGCGGCGAUGAAGAAGUUGAACAAGAGACAACAAAAGCCAAGCCAGUAACUGUGGAAAAGGUGGAGGUGGAAGAGAAGGCUCAAGCAAGCAAAACUACUAAAGCAAACGCCACUGCGAAGAAAGGAAAGAAGGAAGAAAAGGAACAAAAACAGAAGGCAGCUGACGCGAAAGACAAAAAGGAUACCAAGGACACAGAGGAUUCCGAAACAAAGGCUACAGAAACGAAUGAACCUGCGUCAAAGACCACCGAAAGUAAGGAUCAGCCUGAUUCCGCUGCCCAGGAGCCUGCCCCACAAGAAGAAAAACAAAACAACAUUGUUCACGAUAAAUCAGACGCAAAAGAACCCGAAACAAAGGAAAAAACACCCGAGCCGUCGACAACUGAGGAGGAACCAGCUAAAGUUGAAAGCCCACCAAAGAGUGAUGCGACAGCUGCUGCUCCUGUUUCUGAGUCACCCAUGGAAGUGGAUGACGAGAAAGAACAAUCAAAAACGGAUCAGACUACCGCUGAUGCAACAUCCUCCGACAUUUCUACACCUGCUGACAUCACAGAAUCAGUAGAUACAAAGAAGGACUCAGCAGAGUCGCAAGAAAGUGAGAGCAGUGGGGAGCCGAAACCCGAAACCACCGAAACUGCUGAGCCCGCCAAGCAGCAAACACCGGAACCCAUGGAAGUAGACUCAAGUUCGAAAGCCAGCACUGAAUCUGCCAGGCCCAUAUCACCCGUCAAAGAAGUUGCCCCAGCAGCAGCCGCUGUCGAAAACAGCGACAAACCUAAAGCGACCGAAGUGGCAACAAGCAAUAACAAAGUCGUUGAAUUGGCCACCGAAGCCAAAGAGGAUGCUCCAGUCCUUCCAGAAAAGGAGGCACAAGCAAGCGAAGUCGAAAGUUCAUCAGCAGAGAACAAUACAACCAAAGCUGAUGAAGCUCCCGCCAGCAAUGAUGUGAGCAAGCUGGCUGCGCCAGUUGCCCCAAUCGAAGUCCCAUUAACGGAGGCGCCAGCCGCACCCGCCAAGGAGACAAACUGCGACAACAAGUCCGAGCACAAUGACAAUGGUGAACCGAAGAUCGUUAACAAUGCCAGCGAAGAUGGCGAGAACCAUGUGACGCCGCAGGCCUGCAAUUAAGCAGCACCAUAAUUAUAAUAAUAAUAAUGAUGAUGAUGAUGAUGAUGAAAACCAAUAACUAAAGUUUAAAGCCGAAUAUGUACAAGUGUUGCUUCGGCUCAUUUCGACAAGCCAACAAAUAUG
This is a messenger RNA of Drosophila arizonae, 2003 nucleotides long. RefSeq lists its product as uncharacterized. The record is from RefSeq and is a predicted model, not a curated record. NCBI's taxonomy places the organism in Eukaryota, Metazoa, Arthropoda, Insecta, Diptera, Drosophilidae.